Phlebotomus papatasi is the source of this 903-nucleotide messenger RNA. RefSeq lists its product as uncharacterized. Lineage: Eukaryota; Metazoa; Arthropoda; Insecta; Diptera; Psychodidae. The annotation marks the transcript as partial. The transcript is spliced from 2 exons. The record is from RefSeq and is a predicted model, not a curated record.
AUGCGUCCACUCCCGGUGACCUACCAAUCCGACAGACACGCAGUCUAUUUGCCACAUCAUCCAGUCAUCAAGGCAUCAUCCAGUUCAACACCCGUCCGGGUAGUGUUUGACGCGUCGGCGAAAACCAGCACCGGAGUAGCCCUGAAUGAUGUGCUAAUGACGACCAAAACAUGCAGCGCAUCUUCUGGAGAGAAUCGCCUCAUCAUCAAAAUUCAGACAUACUUAUUGUCCACGGUCACGUACGGCACGGGGAGCGCAAGUUACCUCAGCACCAGGUGUAUCAAACAGCUUCUGGAGGAUGAGGGAGACACCUACCCAUUGGCCAAAGCAACAGCAUCUCGUGAUUUUUACGUGGAUGAUUUUCUCUCUGGUGCCCCGACAGUCUCUCAGGCACAAAAACUACAAUCACAAAUCGAAGCACUCAUGCUGAAAGGUGGCUUUCAGCUCUCCAAAUGGAUGUUAAAUUGUCCAGAGGCUCUCAGGGAUGUUCCAUAUAGUGAGAGGGAGAUAAAGGAACCAUUGGAUUUCACCUCUACGGAAACAAUUAGUGCUUUAGGCCUGCAAUUAAAUCCAGUGACCGAUGAAUUCUCAUUUGAUGUCCAAAUCAACUCACAGUCAAUCAGCAAGAGGAGCAUACUUUCUGAGAUGCCCAAAACAUACAAUCCCCUUGGGUUUUUGGCACCGGUCACAAUCCAAGCGAAGAUAUUGAUGCAGUCUCUGUGGCAAUUAGGAGCAGAUUGGGACGACAGUCUUGAGGAGAAUUCAGUUGCAGAGACUUGGCGAGAAUACCAGAGGAAUCUUACGAUGUUGACAGAUUUUCGCAUUCCACGACACAUAACCUCACAUUUACAGUCCCUGGACCAGGUGGGAGCAAUUCCUAUAGUUCUCAAUAGAAGACGAAUG